AUGAUAGAGUCAAAGACUUCUGAGGCCACCAAAACAGAGCCUGCGGCCCCGCUGGAUCCAAUCCCGGCGCAAAAUGAGUCGCAGGAAAACUCAACUCCGGCACCAUCGAAUUUUCACCAUGUCCUGGUCGUGGCUGCUGGCUUCAUGACAAUGUUCAUGACCUGCGGUAUUGUUUUCUCAUUCGGAGUAUACCAGGCAAUCUAUGAAGAAAUGGCCAAAGAAUCCGGUAAUCCGUUUACAGGGACAUCGUCCUCAAUCAUCAGUCUCAUCGGUACAUUAUCCAUUGCGCUGAUGUCAAUGGGUGGGCCAUUUGUUAGCGCCUGGGCCAAGCUUUACGGACCCCAGCCCAUAAUCAUGGCCGGAGGUGUCGUCUUCGGUCUUGGAUGUAUCCUUGCCAGUUUGAGCGAGUCUAUCUGGGAGUUCCAGCUCACCCACGGUGUCCUCGUUGGCCUCGGCACCUGUAUGGCCUACGUGCCAACCAUGUCCGUCAGUCCAACUUGGUUUAACAAACGGCGUGGUCUGGCCAUGGGAAUUGUCAUUUCUGGUUCCGCUUGUGGUGGUAUGGUUUGGCCACCUGUACUAAGAGCUAUCACCGCGGAAAUCGGAUUUCGGAAUGCGCUACGCAUAUCCGGGUGCCUGAAUGUCCUCUUCGUGCCCAUCUCCGGAUACGCAUUGAAAUGGGAACCAAAGUUCCAAGAAAAACUUCAUGAACAGAAUGCCGGCAUUUCGAAGAAAACUGGAUGGAUGAAAGUUCCACUAAUCAACUGGGAGGUUGCCAAGUCAAAGAAGUUUGUCGCGCAGGCGUUAGGUUGCUUCUUGCAGUCUGCUGGGUACUCGACACCUUUGUUUUUCUAUGCCGCUUUUGCGCGGUCUCUGGGAUACAGCGAUCGGAUGGCGGACAACUUUAUCACUAUUAGCAACGCGGCGAACUUUAUCUCCCGUAUUGUGAUCGGUUAUGCGGCCGACAAACUUGGUCGUUUAAACGUGCUGUACACUACAACCGUGUUAAGUGCCAUCUCUGUUUUCGCGCUGUGGCUUCCAGCUACUUUUGCCGGUACGACUAUUUCCAUGACCGCUGGAGAGGUCUUGUUUAUUUUCUUCACAAUUUUUUACGGGACCUUUGGUAGUGCCUAUAUCUCUCUGUUCCCCGCGAGCUUGAUUGAGCUAUUUGGCGUGCAGCACUUCACUUCCGUGAACGGUGCUCUAUACCUCAUCCGAGGCAUGGGAGCCUUGUUAGGAACACCGUUAACAGGAUUAUUGCUUCCGGGACAAUCAGCACUGUCCUCUGUCUCAGUCUACUGGAGAGCUAGCGUCACUGUUGGUAUGUUGCUCUUUGCGGCAAGCAUGGCCACGCUAUGGGUUCGGAUCGAGGCAAUCACCGGCAAAACACGAUCAUGGAAAGUAUGA
This is a messenger RNA of Penicillium verhagenii, 1407 nucleotides long. RefSeq lists its product as uncharacterized. Bases 1 to 1407 code for a protein of 468 amino acids. Gene Ontology annotation, biological process: transmembrane transport. Gene Ontology annotation, molecular function: transmembrane transporter activity. Lineage: Eukaryota; Fungi; Ascomycota; Eurotiomycetes; Eurotiales; Aspergillaceae. Gene Ontology annotation, cellular component: fungal-type vacuole membrane. The record is from RefSeq and is a predicted model, not a curated record. The transcript has 2 exons.